Messenger RNA from Sphenostylis stenocarpa, 1128 nucleotides. The record is from the annotation of a GenBank genome assembly. NCBI's taxonomy places the organism in Eukaryota, Viridiplantae, Streptophyta, Magnoliopsida, Fabales, Fabaceae.
AUGGCCGCAAUCAGCAACAUCGGUUUGCAAUUUCCACGGAGUUUAAACGAUUCAAAGGAGAAGAAUGUGAGGUUUCAUUCUGCAUGCAACGUUACUAACAUGUUUAAUAAACGAAGGGUUUUGUCAGUGACCGCAAGUUAUAGUGAUAGUCCUCGAAAAAUGGACACUGCGCACAGAGUGAAUAUGAAUGGAAUACACGUGGCUGAGGCUCCUCUACAAGCAGGAAAGUUGGCAAAAGAAAGUGCAGCAGAUGAAGCUAUUGUUACCAGCUUGCGUGGAAGGUUUGUGGAGGGUAAGUUUGUGUUUAGGCAAAUUUUUGUUAUCAGGUCUUAUGAAAUUGGACCAGAUAAAACUGCCACCAUGGAGACACUCAUGAAUUUUCUUCAGGAAACUGCUUUAAAUCAUGUCACUAGCUCUGGCAUCGGGGGAGAAGGUUUUGGAGCAACCCGCGAGAUGAGCCUUCGAAAACUCAUUUGGGUUGUUACUCGUAUUCAAGUUCAAGUACAGAAGUAUAGUAAAUGGGGAGACGAAAUUGAAGUUGAUACUUGGGUCGAUGCAGCAGGAAAGAAUGGAAUGCGAAGAGAUUGGAUAAUCAGGGAUCACUACACCAAAGAGAUCAUAACAAGAGCCACAAGCACAUGGGUGAUCAUGAAUAGACAAACAAGAAGACUUUCCAAGAUCCCUGAAGAGGUUAAACAAGAACUUAUUCCUUUCUACCUAAAUAGGCUUGCCGUUCCUACAGAAGAAGUAGACUGUGAGAAGAUAGACAAACUCACAGAUGACACAGCUGAGAGAAUCCGAUCGGGAUUGGCUCCAAGAUGGAAUGACAUGGAUGCUAACCAGCAUGUCAACAAUGUCAAGUACAUUGGAUGGAUUUUAGAGAGUGUGCCAAUUGAAGUUCUAGAACACUAUAAUAUGACAAGCAUGACUUUGGAGUAUCGACGUGAAUGUACCCAAUCAAAUAUUGUGGAAUCCAUGACGUGUCCAACAGCAAGAGUUUUUGAGUCCAAUAAUAAUUCCAAGAACAGAAAACCCGAUCUGCAAUACACACACUUGCUUCGCCUGCAACAUGAUAAAGCAGAUGUUGUCCGAGCCAGAACUGAGUGGAAUUUCAAGCAAAACCAAUAG